CAAAAUAGAAAAUACAUAGUGAUUGAGUUAAAUACUUGCUUUUUUAAAACUUGUUUGUGCAAAAUAUUAUAUCUGGCAACCAGACUAUCUUUUUUUCUGCAAUAAGUAAGGAACAAAAGAACGCAGCUAAAACUAUAAAGCCUGGGCUCCAAUUUCCGCCCAACGACUUCUCACAUUUCAAGAGCGGACAGCAAAAGCCGCACAUUGUUACAGUUUGUGGCAUGUCUCGGCAAGAAUCGCACGUCAAGUUUCCCAUUUCAAGCACAAUGGCCUGCUCGUCAGCAAAGAUUUUGAGGAAAAUAGCUAUUUUAUUUCAAAAGUGCUCCGAAAAGAAAUCAAAUGUCUCACUGAGACUAUUGGAAGAGAGCAGUGUUGUGGCAACUUUUAUGGAGCAGAAGAAGAUUUCUGCACUUAUGAACGGGCGGAUUACUGACUGCUCGUUUCUCGUCGGCCCUCAUGAAUUGACCUCGAGACUUCUCCAUGCUUUUCAAUGCGACUUGAUAUUAGCAAGUGAAAAAUUUGAGGCAAUGCUUAAUACUUCACAUAAAAACCCAAUUAGGAUAAAAAACCACGACGGACGAAUUUUCGCAAUGCUUCUCCAGUUUAUUCAUAUUCAUGUGCUGAAAGAAGACAUUGAAACUUUAGAGGACGCAAUAGCCUUGAGUUUGGCCGCAGAUGAGUACCUCGUGGAGCCUUUGCUUAAAUUGUGUGCCUCAAUUGUCAAGAAAAUGAUCAACUCCUCAAAUGUUUGGCUUGUUUUGGAUGCUUUGUCUCAUCGCUUUGAAUUUCGCUCUGUGUGCAUCGAGAUCUUAAGUCGAGAAACAACAAGUUGCAUUGGGCACCCAGAUUUUCUCAAAGUCUCCCAACAAAGUAUUGCAAUUUUACUGCAGCUUGACAGUUUAAAUGUGAAUUCCGAAAAUGAUUUGGUUAACGCUUGCAUCAAAUGGAGCUCAAGCUCUCCUCAAAACCACAUCCGGUAUCUUCUUCCUUAUUUACGACUGCUGACUUUGGACGUGGGUCAGGUUUCGUCGAUUUCCAAAUUGCUAAACACCAGGGAAAGAGCCGGCUUGGCCCAUGCUAUUGUUUUUGAUGACAAAAGCUUCAUGCCGGCGUCACUUUGUCCGAACCCAAAACCCAGGAAGCCGUACAGGCAGCCUCCGAAAGAAGUGAAAAAUGUGGGAGUCAUUGAAAUAGUCCCAAGAGAACUAAUGAAAAUUGACAAGCAGUGCCCUUUUAAAUACGGAUUAAACCAAAUGGUCGAUUUCAGACAGAGGAAUGUUAUUAAGUUCACAGCGGGACAAAAUAUGCAACUUGCGUCGCUGGAAAUUUUGUCUCACGUCAAUCAGGAAAAAGGAAGCAAAGGAGACCUUCUUGAAAACAAUGUCCACAUGUUUUUGUCCAUCGAGAUCACACCGCCACAUGGAAAACCAAAUAUCAAAUUUGCCGAGAAAAUAACUGAACCAAAAUUCGUGUUUAGCCCUUUUAUAUUUUCAUUCAAAAACCCACUUUAUUUGACGACAGGGAGCAGAGUGCUUAUGUGUUUACUGUAUGGGCCUGGUGUGGCGCACAAAAACUUUUUUGCUGACGGAGCGUUAUCAGCUAACAUGCCUAAAAAGCGGAACAUGAAGUGCAAGGGCAGCAGUGACGUAGCUGUUAAGAAUUUCCGCGUAGAUCACGACAUAUUUAUCCAUGAGCCAAAGUACAAAGUUGGCAAGUGGAAACAAGUACCAGAAACGCAUCAAAUCUGCGUUGUGCAAAACAUUGUGUGUAAAUUUUUCUAGGAUAUUUUAUUUCUCUAUAAUAGAACUAGGAAAUAGAAAAAAUAUGUAAUUAUUAUGGAUUUACCGGAUUUACUACUCUGUUUUGGUUCUAGGCUGAGACAAUGAUAUUUUAUUCAAUCAUAUUUGAAUCAAACAAAAUUUAUUCUUUAUUAUCGCUUCUUACUUUGUAAUAAAAAUUUAUUCGAUAUGUAUCAAUAUUUUUUUUUAUAAUACACUUUUAUUAUUGUCAGGGUUGAAAAGUAAUUUCCAUAAAAUUUCCUCAAAAUUAUAACAUAGCUGGUAAAUCAUAAAAUAAGUAUUUUUUUCCUAGCUGCAAGGGCAAGGAUUUAGAUUUUUGAAUUUUUUAUUAUCUUUAUAAGAUUUUCAAUUAAGAAAUUAUUGGCGAAAUAUUGAAAUUAAAAUA
This is a messenger RNA of Neocloeon triangulifer, 2184 nucleotides long. RefSeq lists its product as uncharacterized. Gene Ontology annotation, biological process: neurogenesis. NCBI's taxonomy places the organism in Eukaryota, Metazoa, Arthropoda, Insecta, Ephemeroptera, Baetidae. Gene Ontology annotation, molecular function: protein binding. The transcript is spliced from 6 exons. The coding region runs from base 222 to 1781 and encodes 519 amino acids. Gene Ontology annotation, cellular component: cytosol; P-body. The record is from RefSeq and is a predicted model, not a curated record.